Uranotaenia lowii is the source of this 1479-nucleotide messenger RNA. Its product is annotated as matrix metalloproteinase-18-like. Gene Ontology annotation, biological process: proteolysis; extracellular matrix organization; collagen catabolic process. NCBI's taxonomy places the organism in Eukaryota, Metazoa, Arthropoda, Insecta, Diptera, Culicidae. Gene Ontology annotation, molecular function: metalloendopeptidase activity; zinc ion binding. The record is from RefSeq and is a predicted model, not a curated record. Bases 1 to 1479 code for a protein of 492 amino acids. The transcript is spliced from 3 exons. Gene Ontology annotation, cellular component: extracellular matrix.
AUGGUCAAGUGCAAGUUAAUAUUCUUGGUUCUGAUUUUCUUCGGACUAUUAGGAAUCGGGAACAUUUCCGGUACUCCAACGAUCUUGAUCUUCGGAAACGAUAGACUUAAUUCAACCAGAUGGAGUUCAAAGCAUGGAGGUCAAAGCAGUACUGAUCCAACGCAACCCCUCAAGAUACCUGCGAUUACCGAACUGGAAGCCAAGGUUCACCUAAACAGCUUAGGUUAUAACGAAACUAAGGAGUUUGAAGCAUUGAUGACAGAUUUUGCAAGUUCGGAAGAGCAAACUUUUGAAAAGCUGAUCCGAGCUUUUCAGCGAGACGCUGAUCUGAACGAAACUGGAAUCCUAGAUGACGAAACGAAACUGAUGAUUGGCACCCCGCGUUGUGGGGUCUUGAAAAAAUAUGUCAGUCAAGAAGUGGAGGUUUAUAAGUGGAGAAAAAAUACUUUGUCCUAUCGAAUAAGAAACUUUCCCAGGCGCAAAAGAUCAGGUCAUAUAAGAUCACUUAUCGCAAAAGCAUUCUCCGAAUGGAGUAAAGUGACAAAUUUGGAUUUCUUUGAAGUGAAAGAUGAGAAUGCAGAUAUAGAAAUUUUGUUUGGCCACCAAUUUCAUCCUCUGCGUGAUGAAAAAUGUUGGUUCAAAGACCCCAGCGGAACCUUAGCUCAUGCUUUCCUUCCGGAAACGGGAGAUAUCCAUUUCAAUUCCCUAUAUUUCUUCGAUAAAGGUGCUUCUUUAAGAGAUUUUUUCGACACUGCACUUCAUGAAAUUGGCCACUCACUAGGAUUAGAUCACUCCCAUUCGAAAGCAUCUCUAAUGUAUCCGUAUCAACAUAGUCAAUUUUUGAAACCACAGCCUAUAGAUGUCAGGAACAUUCAGGCCCUUUACGGGAAAAGACAAAGAAGCAGAAAUUUUGAAUUGAAUUUAUCCACACCUGAGUUUUGUUCGUUGGAAAAGAUUGAUGCUGCAGUCGAUGAAGAUGAUGGUACAGUUUUCAUUUUUUCGGGAGACUUCUAUUACAAUACCUCUGAGGAAUCACCCAAGGGUCAACUGAUCUCCUCCAGGUGGCCGGGACUACCAGGAAACAUUGACGCCGCCUUCCGUUACACCGAUGGCCGUGCCUACUUCUUCAAGGGCACCAAGGUUUGGCGGUUCCGAGGAAGUCGAUUGGAAGCUGGACACCCACGGCUGAUUAGCGAUUCUUUCCGGGGACUUCCAAACAGUAUCGAUGCUACUUUUGUAGACGGUAAAGGUGAUAUUGUUGCCACCAAAGGUGGACAGUACUGGACGUAUGACGCCGGUAAAAAGCGAGCAUCCUCAGUUAUGCCGAUUUCCAGCCUUCAAGGUGUAACACCUCCAUCACUCGAUGCAGCUGUGUACUUCGGAAAUCGUUUAUGGACCUUCAAAGACACCAAAAUCUUCGAGUACACGCCAAAUGGUUUCACGGAAUACGAUAACAGUUGGUUUAUUUGUAAAUUUUGA